This is a messenger RNA of Synchiropus splendidus (mandarinfish), 2868 nucleotides long. It is a transcript of the gene adm2a, whose product is annotated as adrenomedullin 2a. NCBI's taxonomy places the organism in Eukaryota, Metazoa, Chordata, Actinopteri, Syngnathiformes, Callionymidae. The transcript has 3 exons. The record is from RefSeq and is a predicted model, not a curated record. Gene Ontology annotation, cellular component: extracellular region. Gene Ontology annotation, biological process: adenylate cyclase-activating G protein-coupled receptor signaling pathway; regulation of systemic arterial blood pressure; positive regulation of heart rate. Gene Ontology annotation, molecular function: hormone activity. Bases 241 to 729 code for a protein of 162 amino acids.
UCUUCAUUGAGGAGAACUUGAUCUUGUCUGACACCUUAGCAACAAAAGAGCUUCCAGUGGUUGCGGCGAGGUUCACAGCGAAGCUGCAGUUUUGGCCCUUGAACGCGUCACAAACUUUUUUUUUUUUUUGGAGACUUGAGCUCUAUAUUUAUUUAUUUUUUUUAUUGAUUUAAAACACCAACCCAAACUUUCUGGAUUGGAGCUCCAGUGAGCGGGCGUGGAGUCGGGGUGAGUCCGGAGAUGCUGUCCGCUUUCCCGCUGACGCUAUGUUGCAUCAGCCUGCUGUGCCUCCAGCAGCUGCUCGCGCUGCCAGUUGCCCAACUCGCCAGCGGAAGCAGGCUGAACAUUCUCAACAAGCUCUUUGACCAGGACGAUGGCACUGAGACACAAUCUGGAAGCCAGACUGACGUCGCUGUUCCCACCUCAGCUGCUGCUCUUGACAGGCCUGGACGUCUCCAGCACGGCUUCUCUCCUCGCCUGUCGUGGGCCCGACCCACGACUGAGGAUUCAGCGACGGAGCGCAGAGCACCUCGAGCUCGACGUCAUGCCCACUCGGGAUCUCGAGGGGGGCACCACCACCCCCAUCCCCCCCAGUUAAUGAGAGUGGGAUGUGUCCUGGGUACCUGUCAAGUCCAGAACCUCAGUCACAGACUGUAUCAGUUGAUUGGCCAGAGUGGCAGAGAAGAAUCGUCCCCCAUCAACCCUCGGAGUCCUCAUAGUUAUGGAUGAGUCAGCAGAAGUUUGCCACCACCCCAGCGAGUCUGUGUUUUUUCUCCAUCCUCAUGUAUUUAUCUCUUGAUGUAUUUGUCUUACUAUGUAGGGUUUCGCGCCUGUUUUAUAUGUCCAUCUCAAUGUGACCGUCAGAUUCCAAGAAGAGAACUCUCUGAGAAGCUCGCAGAAAAAUGAGAAACGGCGAACGAUAGCUGUCUCGUGUGAAGUCGAGCCAAGCCGCGUUAAUAUGCCUUCAUAAUCCUGUAAAUGUAGGAAUGACUGCCUGUCCUGGACACCUCAGACCUGGGCCCGUCUGCCAACUCACCACUUUCAGGGGGGUGAUUCCAUCGCCCAUUGAUCAAAUCCUUAAGCCCAUGAUGUAGAUUCUCAACUUGCACUCGAUGCCCGAGUCCAGUCAAAUAUUUUUCAAGUCCUGAAUCACUUCACAUUCCAGUCGAGAACUUGUCUCUAAGCAUUAUUUACUCAUGUUGGUCAGAGAGUGUUACACGUUUCUUGUCUCAGAAUGACAGUUUACAUUAGAGUUUCUAUGAAGAGAUUCAGCUACUGCGCGGUAAAAACAGGGUAGCGUCCAAGUGCCUGGAGGAUAACUUUCAGUGACGUAUCAAAGGCAAAGUAGGUUUACUCAAUAGGUGGCAAAGUGAACCCACAGCUACUUGUAUUUUCCUUUGACAGAGGGCGAGUAUGAAUUAUUAGCCUUUCCACGUGAUUCAUAAGUUCUCCUGGCGAGUCAGGACAUGGGUGACAGCAGGUUCUAUUUAUUCCAAGCUAAUCACUUCAGUCAAAUGUGCCGCCGCAGUCGGGGAGCGGGGGCCCCCGAAGGUCCAGCAGUCGUCAAACUCAACACGGCAACAUAAAUAUUACCAGCACAUUUGCACAUUAGUCUGCGGCUGUUUUAAAAACAAACCCCAGGACAAACACAAGUGUUACACAACAAUCCUUUGUAUCCAGAUGAUUUUGUUUGUUUUCAAAAUGAAUUAUAGAAUGUUUCGGAGAUUUGUGGACCUAUUUUCUGGGCUACGUCCUGCCUGUGUUGAAAGGGUUAAAUGCGGCCACGACUGUUACAGACACCACAGACACCAAAAUUUUAGCCUGUGUUCCAAAACUGCACACAAAAAAACACCCUGAAAUUUGCCUGCCGACGAUUCCUUGUCUCGAGAAUGGUGGGCGGGAUUCUGAACCGAAAAUAGCUGUGGGAUAAACACGCUAACAAACACGACACCUGUCAUUAUAAUCAUAUUUUUGCCCUUCACUCUUGAGAACUCACCAAAACAAACCUGGCAAUACUUGACUCGUUUGUGAUUUCAAUUUGUCUUUUCCCUGUUUCAGCUGUGUUCUAACUUAAGUAUUUAUCUUUGCUCGUAAUCCCCUGAGGCCUAGAGGUCUUGCCGUGAUAUUGGUCAUCUUUGGUACGUUAGUCUAAUCUGUUCAAAGGCUUGCUGAGGUGAAACAUGCCUCUCUCUCUCUGCUGUAACUGAGCUAAUCAGCUGUCUCGUGACGGAUCAUUAAAAAAGCUUUUCAAACGCUAAAAAAAGAAACCUGGUGCAUUUCUACUUUUUAAACCAUUCCACCAAAACACUGUGACGGUGGUGAAGAAAUCCUAUCUGGGCUCUUAUCAGGUCUAUUGUGCUCCCAGGCUUCUGUUGAGGCUGCGUGACGUCGGACGUUUCGUCAUGUGAAAGCAAAUACUUCAAUACUUCCCGUUCUUCUUGAGAAACGAAAUGACUGGGAUUUGCGAAGACUAUUUUAAGAUACAUCAUUCAGGUUUUUGUUAUUGUCGCUUUGUAAGGGUCCCACACUUUUGGGGGUCACAGGAAAGCACUUUACUCCCCAAAUGUGUGUCUGAACGUCUCUCACGACUUGGUUUUGCCUCCUGCAAUGAAUCUGGGACCAUGUUGUAAAUGUUAUGGGAUUGAAUGUAUGAGGACGCACUCCAUUUGAAUCACUGUGAAUAGGACGUGCACCUGUGAAUACGUUGAUUUUUAGAGCAACUAUUUAAAAUAUGUAUUUAAGUUAUCGUUGUACAUUUAUGUAUGUCAUCACCAAAGACUAUUUAUCUUCUCACAGUGGGUAGAGGAGGCGUCGUGUAGAGUCAUGUUACUGUUUAAUAAUGUUAUUGUAAAAUAAAGCUCCUACUGU